Molecule: messenger RNA, 1275 nt
Organism: Pezoporus flaviventris
Lineage: Eukaryota; Metazoa; Chordata; Aves; Psittaciformes; Psittacidae
Gene: DAP3
Product: death associated protein 3
Exons: 13
Coding region: 11-1204 (397 amino acids)
Biological process (GO): apoptotic process
Cellular component (GO): mitochondrial ribosome; mitochondrial small ribosomal subunit
Molecular function (GO): structural constituent of ribosome
Source: RefSeq, a predicted model, not a curated record
CUGCGAAAAGAUGCUGAGGAGUUUGAAGGGACUUCUCUCCCAUCCCCUAAAGCUGGACCAUGGCUGUGCCCUCCAUGUGGCAGCCAAGGAUUGCUUAAGUGCUGCUGUCAGCCAGGAUGUCCAAGCCCCAGCACCGACACCGAGAGCAAUUUUCUACACCAGUGAGAGCAACCCGGCCAACCACGGAGAGCAGCACGAGGGGCGUCACUACAGCAUUCCACUGGAGGAGGUCAGAGCUGUGUUCCCACAUGGACUGCCCUAUCGCUUCCAGCAGCAGAUUAAGACCUUCAACGAAGCCUUCCUGAUGGUGCGGAAACCAGCUCUGGAACUCUUCAGCUACCUGAGGAGCUCCAACUUUGCACACCCGGCUGUCAGAUACGUGAUCUAUGGUGAGAAGGGAACAGGGAAAACCAUGACCCUGUGCCACGUCAUUCACUACUGUGCAAGGCAAGGCUGGCUGGUGCUGCACAUCCCCGAUGCUCAUCUCUGGGUGAAGAACUGCAGGGAGCUGCUGCAGUCUUCCUACAAGAAAGAACGUCUUGAUCAGCCUCUGCAAGCAUCCUCCUGGCUCAAGAACUUCAAAACCUCCAAUGAGCGCUUCCUAAAAGAGAUAAAAACACAGAGAAGAUACGUGUGGGACAAAAGAGAAAGCACAGAGCAGGGCAGGCCGCUGGGUGAAGUGGUGGAGCAGGGUUUAGCUCGUGUGAGAAGUGCCAGCGAUGCUGUCGGGGUUGUGCUGAAGGAGCUGAAGCAGCAAAGUCACCUGGGCUCCUUCAGGCUGCUCGUGGCAGUGGACGGCGUCAACGCGCUCUGGGGACGGACGACGUUAAAGAAGGAAGACAAAAGCCCUGUCUCUCCAGAGGAGCUGACGCUCGUGUACAACCUGAGGAAGAUGAUGAGGAAUGACUGGACCGGAGGUGCCAUCGUGACCACGCUCAGCCAGACCGGCUCCCUCUUCAAGCCCAGCUUGGCCUAUCUGCCCCAGGAGCUGCUGGGGAAGGAGGGCUUCGACGCCCUGGACCCCUUCGUGCCCAUCCCUGUCCCCAACUACAGCCCCAGGGAGUUCGAGAGCUGCUACCGCUACUACCUGGACCGGAAGUGGCUGCAGCACGAGAACGCGCGCACGGAGGACGGGAAGGAGGAGCUGCGCUUCCUGAGCGGCUCCAACCCGCGGCAGCUCGAGCGCCUGGCGGCGCCGCUCUGACGCAAUAAAGGCGGCGGCGGGGCCGGUCCCGCCCGCUCCCGGUGUCCGCGUCCGUUUGUGCGGGGGGGGGG